AUGCCGAUCGGGGUUAUGCUUCGGUGGAAUGACGACAAGGGCUUCGGAUUCAUCCGUCCGAGCGACAUCGACGGCCCUGAUCUCUUCUGCCACAAGAGUUCCCUCCUCGACGGCGAGGGGAGCAUCCUCGAUGGAGAUGAGGUAAAGUUCGUCAUGGAGUACGACGAGAGGAAGGGCAAAGAUCGUGCGAUCGAGGUAGAGCGCUAUAUACGCAGCAGCCACUCACCACCCCCGCGCUAUGUGCCUCCUCCAAGCAACGCGCGAAGGGAAGGUGAUUGGGAUUGCCCCUCAUGCGGCUUCCACAACUUUGCAAACAAGGAGGAGUGUAUGAAGUGUGGCUUGAGGAAAGCAUCUGUGGAACGGGUGCGAAAAGAAAAGGCAGAGGCCGCAGAGGAGGAUAAGAAGAAGGCCUCAAAUGGCAAGGAUGACAAAGCAGACAAGGACGACAAGAAAGAACGCAGCCGAGACCGCCGAACCCGCCGGAGUCGAGAUCGUCGGAGCCGCGAUCGGCGGCGAGGUGAAAAAGAGCGCAGCCAGGAGAAAGACCGUGGUGACCGUCGGAACAAGGCCUGGCUCGGAGUGAAGGGGGCGACGUACAAGGGCCAGUGGCAGAACAACAAGCGCCACGGACUAGGCCGACAGGACUGGCCCGAUGGCGCCGCCUUCGAAGGGCACUGGCGCAACAACGCCGCAGAGGGCCUGGGCCAGUUUACGCAUGCGGAUGGUGACAUCUUCGUCGGUCAAUGGAGGAAAAGUGCCGCCGAAGGCUUAGGCACCUACUACCACAAGCAUGGCCUCACAGUCUACCGUGGGCAGUGGCUUCAGGACUUGACACUUCCUCAGAGUUGCUUUGGCGUUGGCGACCUCGUCGACGCAGAAGAGCGCGCUUGCAGCGCUGCCGGCGGGAUUUGCUGGGAAUCUUUGCCCAAGGCUUUGGACCCGGCGGAUGGCGAGCUCGACGUUGCAAGGGCCGCCCGGAAGAGGGCGCAGGUGGAUUGCUUGGCGAGUUAUGCGUUGCAGAUGAUGGAGCGCACGACGAAGGUCGUCGAGUUCGGAGCCGGCUCUGGGCACCUUGGCCUUCUGCUGGCAUCUCAGCGCCCCGAUUGUCAAGUAGUCUUGGUCGAGGCCAAAGAAUACUCCGCCGACAUCGCCGCGCGACGAAUCGAGGGCACCGGCAUUUCAAACUGCCGGGUCUUCCAUGGCACAGUGGAUGCCUUCGCGGCCACGGGCGAGGAAUUCGAUCUCGCUGUCGGUCUACAUCUCUGCGGCCUCCUCACGGAUGCAGUCUUGGGCCUCGCUCGCCGUCGAUUUGCCGAGGCGUGCGUGGUGCCUUGCUGCUACGGUCAGGUUGCGACGCUCAAAGAGGACCACCACAGGGGUGAAGGCACUGCGCAGCGGAUGCAUCCCUGUAGCAAGGCCAUGCGAAUGAUCCCCAGGGAGGCCUUUGCCUGGUGUGCGAAAGCUGCAGAUUUCACCGCUGGGAAGGGUGGUGCCUUCGACCCAGAAAGUGAGGGCUUCCGCACGGCCCUGAAGUGCAUGCGCAUCGUCGAUACGGACCGCCUCUGGACAGCCCGGGAGGAAGGGCGCGACCAAGUCUUAGCGAUCGGGCCUGUAGACGACUCCGAUGGGAUCGACCGUGCCAUCGUGUGCCUGGAAAGGAUCCUUGAGCUGGACUUGACUAACGCGAAGAAGCAGGUGAAGUCGAAGCAGCGUCUGAUGAAAAAGGGGCUUCAGUCUGAUUUACAUGGGGACGUCCAGCACGGCAUUGGCGUGGAGGAGUGGGAAGGAGGCAGCAAGUACCAUGGCCAGUUCAACUGGGGCAAGAAGGAGGGCUACGGCACCUACUCAUGGCCAGAUGGCUCCAUGUACAUGGGCCAGUGGCACUCCAAUGCCAUCAACGGCUAUGGCCACUACAUGGGCCGGGACGGCCGCGAGUUCCAGGGGAUGUGGCGUGGCGCGGUCAUCCAUGGAUGCGGCCGCUACUCCUGGCCCGAUGGGCGCACGUUCAAGGGCCAAUAUGCCGACGAUCAAAAGCAUGGCUUCGGAACGUUCACCUGGCAGGACGGACGCCACUUCGAUGGCUAUUGGGCCCAGGGGAAGCAGCACGGCCACGGGGAUUCGGCAGAGUUCGAACCAAGUGAGAGGCAGGCACAGAUCAACGAGCAGGAGCGUGAGACUGUCCAGGAGCUGCUUGCAGAUUUGCUCGCACUCCAUGGCAAGCUCGUCGGAGUGCUCGGUGUCGAAGCCGUCCGUGCAGAUCAGCGGAUCUCGCCAGGGAAGAUUUCUACGUCAAGCUCCGACGCGACGAAGUCUCUCCCCAAGACCUCCGCAUCUGCGAGAACACGCAGUGCGGAAAGGUCAGCAUUCUCGCCAGGAGCCGAGGAGCGUGUGGACAGCCGGGCGAGCCGCAGUGUGCGAGAAGCCUUGAGUUGCAGCCAAGAGCCACAAGAUGCUGCGUUUGCCGAGGAUGAGGACUUACGCUUUCCGCUGCAACCACAACUGGUCGCUCUUGCGAACAGGCCGAUGAAAGCCGGGAAGACUGGUAGCAGAACUCAGACCAUGAAGAGUCCAUCAUCGCCAACAGCGAUGCCGGAGCGCAAAUCACGAUGGAUUUUGUAUCCAUACUCUAGGUGCCGUCUGUGCUGGGAUGCCCUCACGCUCAUCGUCCUGUUGCAGGACAUGCUUCUGAGCCCCCUCCAUGUGUUUGACGUGGACGCUCACCAGAGGAGGAUGCAUAACUCUUGGAUUCUGGUCUCCGAUGCCUUCUGGUCGCUGGACGUGGUGCUAUCUUUCUUCACGGCCGUGUAUGUUGACGGCAGGUUGGUGCAGGAUGGCGUGGGCAUUGCGAAGGCCUACGUGACGUCGUGGAUGCCUUUUGACCUCUGCAUCCUCGUCCCAGAUUGGCUGUCUGUUCUCCUCUCAGACCGCGACUCAUGGCUUUAUUUUCUAGGUGUCAUGCGCUUCGUGCGCGCCGGACGGCUGCUUCGCCUUCUGCGCUUCCUUCGAUUACUCCGAGUCUUGAAGAUCAAGCAGGCGAUGCAGUCCUUCAUGCUGCGUGGGUUUUCAGGCAGCUCCUGGCGAUUUGUUCUUGGCGUGAGCAAGUAUGUUGCCAGCAUGGCGUACGGCUUGCAUUUGCUCACAUGCCUCUGGUACUGGGUGGGAAAUGUGCCGGAUGGCUGGGUGCAGGAGGAAGACUUGACUGCACAGCCCUUGUCAUCGAUGUAUUUCGCAUCUUUGACUUUAACAUUGUCAAGGCUUCCAGCAUCAUCGAUGAGAUGGAACAUGACUCUCGAGACAGAUGGCGAACGAACGUUGGCCAUCAUAGCCACCUUCAUGGCGUUGGGAAUGUCAUCUGUUUGCAUCAGCAAGCUGACCAACGUGAUGGCAAAGUGGCAGAGUCUCAGACAUCAGAAGCAUCAGAUUGUUCAACAGCUCCGGAGUUAUUGUGCGACCCACGGGGUCGAUGCAUCGCAUGUCCUGAGUAUGAAGAAGUACGCCGAGCGGGAGCUUGCACGAAAGGCUGCGAAUGAGGCCCAUGCCAACUUGCUAGAGACUUUUUCCAGCAGCAUGCUGAGAAGCCUUCUCCACCAGUCUCGCCGUUCUUUCCUGUGCUACCACAAGGAGUUUGCAAACUGGUGUGCCAAGUCGGAGAUUUUUGAGUACAGUAUAUGCAGCAAGGCCAUAACCGAGCAACAUUUAAUGCGGCAUGACUGCAUCUUCAUGCCGUCAGACCACGCGGAAGGCAUGUAUUUGAUGGCCACGGUUCAGUGCUCUUAUGCAUUCGAGAGCCUUGGGGUGAUGCCGCGGUUUGGAACAAAUCCCGGUUCCCAUUCUGGGCCGAGGUGCUGCUUGUGGCGUUUCUUGAGUAAGCCGAUGGAUGAGAUCGAGGAGAAUGUGGUCCAUCUUGAGCUUGAGCGAGGAGACUACAUCAGCGAGCACGCGCUGUGGAUUGCAGGUUGGAGCCAUCGCGGAAGGCUGCAGGCAACUGCUGACGGCUGGGUGUUGUCUUUGCCAACUUGCAGCCUCACGGAGACGCUAAAGGAGCACCCCAACAUCGUCGAGUGUGUCGUCAGCUAUGCGAAGAGGUAUGCUGAACAAAUGAAUCUCUUGGCGGAGAUCAACGAUGACAAGCUGUCAGAUCUUCCUUUCAGUGGCCGCUGUGGUUCUCAACCACGUUGCUCCUUGUUCCGUUCCUUCUGGCUGAGGGUGCUUCCAGAGCCGGUCCACCCGUCAUUACAUCCUUAA
Messenger RNA from Symbiodinium sp. CCMP2592, 4245 nucleotides. The record is from the annotation of a GenBank genome assembly. NCBI's taxonomy places the organism in Eukaryota, Dinophyceae, Suessiales, Symbiodiniaceae.